Populus nigra (black poplar) is the source of this 807-nucleotide messenger RNA. RefSeq names its product protein VASCULATURE COMPLEXITY AND CONNECTIVITY-like. The transcript is spliced from 3 exons. The record is from RefSeq and is a predicted model, not a curated record. Lineage: Eukaryota; Viridiplantae; Streptophyta; Magnoliopsida; Malpighiales; Salicaceae. The coding region runs from base 199 to 705 and encodes 168 amino acids.
AAGAAGCUUUCGCUAACUUAUCCCGGCUAGUCAUAUUUUCUCCUCACUUUACCACUCUUUAUAUACUCUCUUUUAGACUUUGUUCAUAUCCUCUUUCUCAUCUUCUAAAUCUUAGCACCGAGAAGCUAGUAGAGAGAGUGCUCUGUUUUCCUUCUUCCUUGACACCCAGCUUUAUCAAGUGCUCCUUUUCUGAAACAAAUGGUUAAAAUAGGAGGUAUACUUGUUUGUAUGUUGGUUGUUGCUAUGGAUGUAGCAGCUGGUAUUCUUGGCAUCCAAGCAGAAAUCGCACAAAACAAGGUUAAGCACCUAAGACUUUGGAUAUUUGAGUGCAGAGAACCAAGCGAGGAUGCCUUCAAGCUAGGGUUAGCUGCAGCGGGGAUUCUAGUUCUAGCUCAUGUUAUUGCUAACUUCCUAGGUGGGUGCAUGUGCAUUUGUUCUCAAGAAGAGCUUCAAAGAGCCUCCCCUCAUAGACAACUGUCUGUGGCAUGCUUCCUUUUUUCGUGGAUCAUAUUGGCUGCUGGGUUAUCCAUGCUAGCGAUUGGCACUUUGUCGAACAACAAGUCAAGAUCCUCUUGUGGUUUCACACACCAUCAUUUCUUUUCUUAUGGAGGCAUUUUGUGCUUUGCCCAUGGACUGUUUUGUGUUGCGUAUUACGUCUCUGCCACUGCUGCUUUUAGUGAAGAAAAGCAUGGAGGUCAUGCUUAGGUCUUUUCCUUUUCAUGGCACAAGGAUUUUGUUAAAUUUGUAAGCUGUAAAAUUCUAACCUCGAUGUGACAAGCAAUAUUAUCCUUCAGAGCAAUUGGGUCA